Molecule: messenger RNA, 876 nt
Organism: Stegastes partitus (bicolor damselfish)
Lineage: Eukaryota; Metazoa; Chordata; Actinopteri; Pomacentridae
Product: rab GTPase-binding effector protein 2-like
Exons: 6
Coding region: 1-876 (291 amino acids)
Source: RefSeq, a predicted model, not a curated record
AUGUCGGAGGGUCCUCGGCUGGUGGAGGCCCACCCAGGAGAGCCGGGGGAGCAGGCAAAGGUCAAGCUCUCUGCUCUCGAACAGAAGUGGGAGGCCUUACAGCUGGAGGCAGAGCAGAGGAGGGCAAGUCUGGAGCUCAUUCUGCCCAGGGCCCAGCUAUUCCAGGAGGGAGUAGACAGCUUGCAGCAAUGGCUCAUAUCUGUGGAGCAGACCCUAGCUGAACUACGAAAUGCGGAGAGAGUGAUGCUGCAUCUCUCAGAGGCAACAGAUCGAGCCAAGGCUGUUGUUGAAGAGAUUCAAGUAAAAACUGCUGAACUAGGGGGAAUACAGAAGUCAGGUCACGAUCUAAUGGAAGCAGUUUCAGAGGAAGAGGCCCAGCUGGUACAGGAGAAGAUGGACGCUCUGCGCAUCCGUUGCUCUGUGCUGAGUCUGAGCAGUCUGGAUGUGCUGCAGAGGCUGGAGCAGGCUCUUGAGGCCUCCAGUCGUUGUACCUCGAGCCAGGAAGACCUCCACCUGUGGCUGAGCCGUAUCGAGAGAGAACUCUUGGGGGCGGCAGGAGCACAGACACAUGCUGGAGAUGCAGUUCUGUGUGCAGCUGAGAGACAGAGGCUGGAGCAGGCAGUGGUAAAGGAGAUGGCUUGGUUCAAAGACACGGCGCUUGGUCUUGAAAAGCUGAAAACCAUAAAUCUGGAGCCAGAACACAUAGCAGAGCAACUCUACGAACAGAAGAUCUUAGCAGUGGAGAUUCUGCAACACAGGUUCAACAUUGAGAAGAUGGUGAAGAUUGCUGAAAUCUUGAUGACAUACAGCGAUGAAGGAGAAACCAGCGAUCUCCGGGUAUGCUUUUCACUGCAGUUCAUGACAUCAUUUUAUUGA